AACCCCUGCACCUGGCACAGAGAGCUCAUCACCAUGACAGACGGCUACUUGUGGUUUGAAGGGAUACCUUUCCCUGUGCUUGGUUACAGCUAUGAAGUUUUGAAAGAAGCAUGUGCUCAGUUUGUGAUAAAGGAUGAAGACACAGUAUUGGUGACCUACCCCAAAUCAGGAACCAACUGGUUGAUUGAAAUUCUCUCCCUGAUUCACUCCCAUGGUGAUACCAAGUGGAUUCGAUCUGUGCCCACCUGGGAACGCUCACCCUGGAUAGAGACAGAGGGGGGUUACAAACGUUUAAAUGAGAGAGAAGGCCCACGAAUCAUGUCCUCUCACCUCCCUUUCCAUCUCUUCCCCAAGUCUUUAUUUGCUUCCAAAGCCAAGGUGAUAUAURUCAUGAGAAAUCCCAAAGAUGUUCUUGUGUCAGGUUAUUAUCAUCAGUCUAUGAUGAAACUAUGUAAGCAACCAGAGUCACUGGAACAGUAUUUUCAAUGGUGGAUGCAAGCAAAUGUGCYCUAUGGAUCAUGGUUUGAGCACAUUCGUGGCUGGAUGUCCAUGAGACACAGGGAGAACGUCCUGCUGCUGAGUUAUGAAGAGCUGCAGAAGGACCCAAGAAGCACCAUAGAGAGGAUCUGUCAGUUCCUGGGAAAGAAGUUGAGUCCAGAAGAACUGGACUCAGUCCUCAAGAACAGCUCCUUCCAAGUCAUGAAACAAAACAAGAUGUCCAACUUUGAAAUGGUGCCGGAARCUUUAUUUACKAGGCCUUUCYUAAUUACAAGAAAAGGCAUCUGUGGGGACUGGAAGAAUCACCUCACAGUGGCCCAAGCUGAARCCUUUGAUAAAGUUUACCAGGAGAAGAUGGCGGGUUUCCCCAAAGAGCUGUUCCCAUGGGAGUAACCUCUGACAGAUCCAGGAUCUUGCAUGGACACUGUGAUGGUUUUCCUGUCCUGGGACAUGUUCAGGACUGGGGGGUUCUUCACAUAAAAACCACUUCUACAGGAAAAAGGGGGCGGGGAGGAGAGGAUAACAUAGAGAACCAAUGAAAUAUAAGAAAAUUGAGGAGCAAAAGGAAUUCUAGUUGGUUACAGGAAGAGAAUGGAGGGGGAGGGGGCAUUCGGGGAAGGGGGAUCAGGAAGGGAAAUAAACUUCCACACAUGGGUGGGUUUCUCUGCAUGAAUGCAACUCCUAUGUGUACCUACAAAGCUCUGACAGAAUUUAAAACCUGUUUCUUCAUUCUGGAGCCUAUAUUAUGCUUCUCUGAUCACUUGCUUGAAAAAUGACUGGAAUUUCCCUAUUCACUUUGUCACAUCCCAGCAUUUAAAAAAUCAUGUAUAAUUUUACACAGAGAGAAGUCUACCAGUGUAAGAUGAAUA
This is a messenger RNA of Urocitellus parryii (Arctic ground squirrel), 1367 nucleotides long. The record is from RefSeq and is a predicted model, not a curated record. NCBI's taxonomy places the organism in Eukaryota, Metazoa, Chordata, Mammalia, Rodentia, Sciuridae.